This is a messenger RNA of Chenopodium quinoa (quinoa), 2334 nucleotides long. Its product is annotated as probable WRKY transcription factor 3. The record is from RefSeq and is a predicted model, not a curated record. Bases 352 to 1926 code for a protein of 524 amino acids. Gene Ontology annotation, molecular function: sequence-specific DNA binding; DNA-binding transcription factor activity. The transcript has 4 exons. Lineage: Eukaryota; Viridiplantae; Streptophyta; Magnoliopsida; Caryophyllales; Amaranthaceae. Gene Ontology annotation, biological process: regulation of DNA-templated transcription.
UAAAACACUCUACAAAUAAAAGGACAUUGUUGUAUCGUACUGUGUAUUAAAUGUUUUCUCAUCGACUUCUUGAUCCAAAAUUUGUUUUUUCCGAAAGUACUCCUUGAUCAUUUUAUGUUCCAUUAUUUUGGUAUGGUAAAUAAUAAAUAAACAAAUAUGCUUAAAAAACCCCCAAAAAGUCGAAACUAAAUUUUAGUAUUUUUAUUAUUAAACAAAAUAAAUCGAAACUGAUAAAAAGGCACUUCAACUUUUCUCUCAAUUUUUCUUGCAGCACCUGCUCAGAAGAGAAAAAAAAAAAAAAAAAACAACCGCGCAAUUGCGAGAAGAGGAGAGAUAAUUGAACUAACAAAAAUGGCGGAUAACAAAGACGCACCAUCCUCAGCUAAACCACCGCCGGCGCCACCUUCUACGUCGUCGUCAUCGCAACGCCCGACGAUAACCCUACCUUCUAGAGCCGGGAUCGAGUCGUUGUUCACCGGGUCAGGAAUCGGGCUCAGCCCUGGCCCGAUGACACUGGUGUCGAAUUUCUUCUCCGAGAACGAUCCUGAUUCCGACUGCCGCUCCUUCUCUCAGCUUCUAGCUGGUGCUAUGGCUUCCCCUCGACCGCCUUCUGAACCGGACCAGCUCCGGUUUAAGGAUAAUCGCCCUUCCGUUUUGGUCAUUUCUCCGCCGCCUCAACCGCCGUCACAGCAAGGCGGCGCCGGAGGUGGAGGGUUUUUUAUGCUUUCUCCUGGGAUUAGUCCGGCUACUUUGCUCGAUUCGCCUGGUUUAUUUCCGGGACAGGGCCCAUUCGGGAUGUCUCACCAGCAGGCAUUAGCUCAGGUUACUGCACAAGCUGUGCAGGCCCAAGCUAAUUUGCAUAUGCAAGGUGGCUUUCAAUCUUCAUUAGCAUUAGGUCCUUCAGCAUCAGAGCCAUUCCCAGGUUUUGCCCCCGAUUCAUCAAUGCAAAAGAAUAUAACAUCUUCUGCACAUGAUUCCAGAGAUAUUAAGGAGUCAGCCCAAGUUUCUGGCUCUGAUCAAAGAUCACAAUAUUCAUCAAUCAUUGUUGAUAAGCCUGCUGAUGAUGGCUACAACUGGAGGAAAUAUGGACAGAAGCAAGUCAAAGGAAGUGAGUAUCCACGAAGUUAUUACAAAUGCACACACGCUGGUUGUCCUGUCAAGAAAAAAGUGGAGCGUUCUCUUGAUGGCCAAGUGACUGAGAUUAUCUACAAGGGUCAGCACAAUCAUCAGCCACCACAAAAACGGUCAAAGGACAGUGGAAAUAAUAAUGAAAAUCUGGGAACUCAAGGAAACCCAGAAUCUGUUUCGCAGCCACAAGCUAGUAACUUGAAUAGCACUAGUGACAGUAUGGCUUACUCGUUGCAUAAAAGAGAUCAAGAAUCUAGCCAAGCUACAACAGAGCAAUUAUCUAGUGAUGAAGAGGAAGUGGGCAAUGGUGGAACUAGAGAAGCCGAAGGGGAUGAAGAUGAACCUAAUGCUAAGAGAAGGAUUACUGAAGUCCGAGUUACAGAGCAAGCAGCUUCACAUAGGACAGUUACAGAACCCAGAAUUAUUGUUCAAACAACUAGUGAAGUUGAUCUUCUGGAUGAUGGUUAUAGGUGGCGCAAGUAUGGACAGAAAGUUGUCAAAGGCAAUCCAUAUCCAAGGAGUUAUUAUAAAUGCACUUAUGCAGGAUGCAAUGUGCGUAAGCAUGUAGAACGUGCAGCCUCAGACCCUAAAGCAGUCAUUACAACUUAUGAAGGCAAGCAUGACCAUGAUGUACCAGCUGCUAGAAUGAGUAGCCACAAUACAGCUAACAGCUCAUCACAACUGAGACCACACAAUUCAGCAGUUAAUACCAAUUCUUAUGCUGGUAAGACAGAAUUUACAAAUACUCAUCAACAACCUGUAGCACUUCUAAGGUUAAAAGAAGAAAGAAUUACAUAGACUUAAGUGUCAAAAGAAAUUAUUUAAGAGUCAAGAUACAGAUACAGAUGUCUGUCAGUAUGUUGGAUACUCUAUUCUUUCUUUGAAUCUGCUUGGCCAGAAUUUUAUCUUGGCCCAGGGACCUUGCAACUGAUACACACAGGAAAGAGCCAAGUAUACAAGCGAUAGAGAACAUUGUUGAAAAUUUGAAAUCAAGAAUCUCAUAAAUAUCCGGGAAAUAUUUAUGUUUUUAUUGUAUUUGUUAAUAACUUUGUUGUAUGUGUAGAUUAUGUACACUAGUCUAGUACCUAAUUAUUUUGAGUUUUUGACAUGUAUUCUUUUGUACAUGGGAAAACAAAGAAUUGUACCACUUGUUCAUUUAUAUAGGAAAAAUAAAAAAAAUUGGGUUACUGCCUCUUGUUCCUCUUC